AUGCCAACCGAGGUGACAUUGAAAGCUCACCGAGAGAAAUCGCGGGCAAUUUCCAGAACCGCGGAGGACAAGAUCCCAUCGGGAGUGCGAGCCGCCUGGCCUGAGCUCGCCGCGCCCAUCCUAUGGACGAAGGCCCUGAGCAAGGCGGGUGCUCUGAGUAGCGUGAACGACGAGAAAGCCUUGAAGAACCACAACGACGGAUGGCUGUGGCCAACUGUGAGUAGGAAGGGCUUGACCCCCGCGAGGAACCAGGACCAGGACGCUGAAGGAACCGGAGACCCUGGGAAAUCCUGGGGAAUCCCGGAAACCCGCUUUCGAGUGGAAAAUGGAAUUAUUGAAGUUGCAUCGCCAAGUGAAUGA
Molecule: messenger RNA, 360 nt
Organism: Eimeria mitis
Lineage: Eukaryota; Apicomplexa; Conoidasida; Eucoccidiorida; Eimeriidae
Exons: 1
Coding region: 1-360 (119 amino acids)
Source: RefSeq, a predicted model, not a curated record